UGCAGGAGUCACUUCAGUAUUCUGACUGUGAAGGAGUCACGGGAGGAUGAGGAGGGAGCUCUCCGGCUCCUCAGAGAGUCCCAGCUGCAGGAGCCUGUUUGGGUUGUAGAUGGCAACAGGCCACGCUUCAGAGAAUCGGUGGCUGUCUCCAAACAGUACAAGGUCCUGCCCACCUUGUCCUUCUCUCUGGACUCCACAGAGGGCCACGCUCGCCUCAACACACAGUUCCCACCGCUGCAGGCAGUGAGCGUGUGUGUGCGCAUCCAGUGGGAUCGACGGCACAACCAGGUCUCCACCAUCUUCUCCUACGCCGCCUCCGUCUUCAUCAACGAGUUUCAGCUCCGCGGACGAGCAGACGGCGCCGACCAGCAGGUCCUGUUGGCCCUCAUCGUCCACGGUCACCACUGCCCGUACAAGGCCUCCUUCCCCAAUGACGGAGAGUGGCACCUGGUGUGCGUCAGCUGGAGGUACAGCGACGGGCUCUGGGCGAUUUACGUCGACGGGGAGACGAGAGACACGGGGACGCGGACCGAUACGACUCGAGAGAUCCACGGCGACGGGAUUUUCAUCGUGGGACAGGAUCAGGAUUCGUUUGGCGGCGACUUUACGGAGCCGUUUGUGGGGAAUAUCACGGAUUUGAACGUGUGGGACAUGGUGUUGGAGGAGGAACAGAUUCAGACACUGAAGGCAUGUUGGCCCCUGGAAAAGCAGGAUGCCCUCUUCAGCUGGACUAGUCAGAAUCUGACCCUCCACCCAGAUGUAAAGAGAGUACCUGCCAACAUAUACUGCCCAGGUAUGCAGAGGCAGAGUGGGAGAGAAGAGUGUGAUGUUCUGCAGGGCUGGUCCUCUCACCACCUGCCGCAGUACAGCAGACAGCUCUGCUCUGAGGAGCUGCCCUUUAUCUGUAGGACCAGCAAAAAGCGUUAUAUGAUCAUGAAAGAGCUGAAGGAAGCGCAGAGCUCUCGUCCGAGUCCUUUCAUGAGCCACUUGAUGCAGGUCUCUGGGGAUACACAGGUCAUGGAGGAGCCUGUAGCAGGCAUUAGCUUGGGGCAGGCGUCUCAUCUCCUCAAUGUCUCGCAGCAAGCUCUGAGCGAGACGCGCAAGCCCCUGGAGCCAGCCGACGUGCUGUCGCUCAUGCAGAUCCUGUCUCGUGCAGCUGAAGUGCCCACCGUUGCCAACGAGAGCCGACCCUCCGUCGAGCAACUGAGUCAACAUUUCAUCACAGUGGCGGACAAUAUCAUUAGCUCCGACAAUGCACAUAUGUGGAAUGUGGUGAAAGAGGUUGCCAGUGGGCCAAUGUCUGUGGUACGGAGCAUAGACCGCAUGGUGACCAAUCUCAACCCCUUGCUGAUAGCUGAUAGAGAUAUUGUUCAAAUCCAAAGUGACAGCAUCAAGCUGCAGGUUCAGCAAAGGAGUUUGGGAGAAGGAACAGAGAGUUCCAACUUUUGUGGUCCACACUCAGAAAAUAGCACAGGCCUGGACUGCAUCUCCCUGCCAUCUCAGCAAAUGGAAGAACUCCACAGCAAUGGUUUCAGGAAGGUCACAUUCUUGAACACCUGGUACAGUUCUCUGCAGCAGCUCUUUAACACACAGGAGAACAUCACCACAUUUCCCGAAAUCAGUGAUGGAACGCAGAGGUUCCUGGGCACCAUAUUAGGGUCAUCAGUCAUCUCCAGCACAGUCCUUGGCGACGGGCAGCCCAUCAGUAUGCCUAAUCCCACAGGCUUUGUAUAUGAACCCAUAUGUGCAUUUUGGGAUUUUAACCUCAUGCCAGAGGAUGGGGGAAGCUGGUCCUCGUAUGGCUGUGAAGUCCUGUCUACCCAGGAGGACUCCACCACCUGCUCCUGCAACCACACCACCAAUUUCGCCUUGCUUCUGCAGAUCUAUGAAGUUGAGAGAAGCCCAGAGGAAGAGAAGACCCUGCAGAUGCUGACGUUCACUGGAUCUGGCGUGUCCCUGUGUGGCCUUAUUUUCACUCUCAUCCUCUUCACUGCAGUUGGAGUGCCAAAAUCAGACCGCACAACAGUCCACAAGAACCUGAUAGUGGCUUUGGCAGUGGCACAGCUCCUCCUGAUGAUAAGUGACUGGGCCUCCACAAACCAUGAGGCGUGCCUGUUGGUGACGGCUCUGCUGCACCUCUUCUUCAUGGCUUCGUUCAGCUGGAUGCUGGUGGAAGGGCUGUUGCUGUGGAGUAAAGUAGUGUCCGUUAACAUCAGCGAGGAGAGACGCAUGCGCUUCUAUUACGCACUGGGCUGGGGUUUACCUGUUGUGAUCGUCACCUUGACCUUGACAAUAUCCCUCAACAAGUACAAAGCAGACAACCACUGUUGGCUCAACAUACAAUCUGACAUAAUAUGGGCCUUCGUGGGACCUGUUCUCUUCGUAUUGGCAGUGAAUACUGUUGUGCUUUGCCGUGUUGUCAUGGUAACUGUGUCCAGCGCUCAGCGAAGAGCAAAGAUGCUCAGUCCAAGCUCUGCGUCCAAGCUUCACACAUUUGACCUCACCUGGGCUGCAACUCGUCCUGUCCUGAUUCUGCUGCCUGUGUUGGGCCUCACCUGGCUCUGUGGAAUCUUGGUGCACACGUCUGUGGUGGUGGCCUACAUUUUCAUCAUACUCAAUGCCUUUCAGGGCCUGUACAUAUUCCUGGUGUAUGCCGUUUACAACAGCGAGGUACGAAAUGCCAUAAAGCGGAUACAGGAGAAGAGGAAAGCGCUGUCCUUCACGAACUGUUCUCAGCCCAUCAGCUUCCUCCCGUCUCAGAGGACCCCCACAGCCUUCUGGGCCCAGAGCCUGCCCACCCCGUCCAGCCUGGAGAGCAGCGACGCCUCCAGCCCCGUCACCAGCACCACCUCCAGCUCACUGGUCUUCAAGAACGAGAGUUUCAGGAAGGACAGCUUUGUCAGUUUUUCUCUAAAGCCCGCCUCUGGAAAUCAGGUGGUUGAACUGACUGCCUUCAAGCCUUCAGGCUGCUGAGAUGGAAUUGGGAUAGUUGCAGAAGACCUGGACUUCUUAAAAAUAAGGACUUCUUCAUGGGAUGAAGCAAAGGACACAAUUUAGCCAAACAUUGAAAAUAUGACAUGCACACUCUCAUUCCUUCACACUCUUCCACCCAAACAGAAACACACACACACACACACACACACACGCAUGCGCACCCUCACACUCACACACAUACACGCACGCACGCACGCACACACGCACACACACACACACACACACACACACACACACACACACACACACACACACACAUAAACACCCACGCAUGCACGCACAUACACACACACCAAGCCAGGAAGCAGCUGGAUAGAUAGCUGCCUCCCCCACGAUGCACCAGAACUCCUCCACAUUUUGCACAGCAUUCCCAGGAUUCGGUCCAGAGAACACAGAACAAGGUGAAUGCCCAAGCCUGUCUACUCCAGAGACAGAACACCAGUAUCAUGAGCCUCUACCAUUGUUUGCCUCAGUAUCAAGUGCUGCAAUUAGCUACACGUACUUCAUCAGACUUGGCAUUAUUGUAAAUACUAUCAUUGCAUUGGUCUGCAUAAUACAAUCUCCAAUGAGGCAUAUAAAGAGACAAAACUGUGAGUUAUUGCCUUUCAUUUUAUAUCUGAGUAUGUAACGCACAAAAUCAAACUAAUUAGAGGUAGUAUUGUAAAGCAUUAUCAAAUCGCAUGACCAGACAGCACUGUUGUGUUGUCAGUGUACAAAUGUAGAUUUUGAUUGAGGUGGAUCUUCCCAUCUGUAACAAUACUGUUCUGUAGAUUCUGUGCAGAGCUCAAUGAAUGCACAACGCACAAUGAAGUAAGACAACUGUGUAAACCUAUCAGUAACCAAACACCUUUCACAGCCUCUGUCUGUUCCAAGGGACAUCCUGCUGGGUGAAAACCACAAUGAGCUGCUUUAUUUCAUCAGAAUUUUUUACAGAAACAAAACAAUCAAAAAACAGUUGGGUCAGUGCUCUGAGUAGUACCGAGUACUGCAUUCGGGUUUAGAACCUAAAUGUGAUUUUAGGGGAGGGUAAAGUUACUGUAGUAACUUUGUUUUGAGAAGUUUUUUUUCCAUAUUGUCGUAGUUCCAGGAAGAAGAGUCUGUGGGAAAGCUUUGUAAUGGGUCUGUUAUGUACAUAAAAUAUUUGCUGUGA
Messenger RNA from Sardina pilchardus (European sardine), 4144 nucleotides. It is a transcript of the gene adgrd2, whose product is annotated as adhesion G protein-coupled receptor D2. Gene Ontology annotation, cellular component: plasma membrane. The record is from RefSeq and is a predicted model, not a curated record. Gene Ontology annotation, molecular function: G protein-coupled receptor activity. The transcript has 23 exons. Bases 652 to 2973 code for a protein of 773 amino acids. Gene Ontology annotation, biological process: cell surface receptor signaling pathway; adenylate cyclase-activating G protein-coupled receptor signaling pathway. Lineage: Eukaryota; Metazoa; Chordata; Actinopteri; Clupeiformes; Clupeidae.